CACAGACGCAACGUGAGGCGGGGCUAGAUGUUGCUGCCCUUCCCGCAUCCCGCAGUCAGAUGUACUCGGAAAAAUGGGAAAACGAAUCAGAAGAUCAUUCAUGCAACUGCCGGGAAUGGCCGACAGUUACCUGGCAGUGUUGUCGGAGAGAGGAGUUCCAUUCUGAGCCGAGAAGGAGAGAGAUUUGAGGCUAGACCAUGGUUCAAAACACCGAGUCACAGCAUGUCACUUUGUGAUCCAGUACUCAGGAGGGUAAUUCUGGAGCCACACCUUCCCUUUUGAAUGUCCCUUCAUCCUGGCUGUGUAUCAUUGUGAGAUGGAGUCUCUCAACCCAGCAGAAGAGUACACUUUGUCUGCCUCUGAAAGAAUCACUGACGGGAACAGCAUUGUUCAAGAUAACAGAGCUAAACAUGAAGAUGUUGACUUGUUCAGCAUGACAGACACGGGCUCUGGAAGUACUCUGAAAUGUGACCAAAUGAAAACAGAAACUGAUGAAGCCGCCGAUGUUAAACGGCACCAAUACAUUCAUGCUGCAGUAAAAAUUGAGCCUCAGGAACAGGCUCAAAUUGGUCGAGGACAAGAAAUCCACCGAUGUGAUGGAAAUCUUGGAGACUCGGAAAUUAACACACUGCGCACUGAGUCCAGUAGUGAUUUUGCUGAGAUUGAGAUAGAAACAGAGGACAAUCAGAGUGAAUAUAGUGCUGUUGGGAGGAGAAGAUCAAGCCUCCGGGUUAAGAGUUUCAGUGAGGGAUUAAAACUGAGCACUCGCAGAGAAAUUGACCUUGAUGAGAACCCUUAUGUGUCCAAAGGCAAUGAGAAACUUUUACAGAGUUCAAAGGUCACUGGAGGACAGAAAGUUCAGACAGGAGAGAGUUUGCAUUCCUGCAAAUCAUAUUCUUGUCCCAAAUGCGGGAAAAGCUUCAGGCAGUUAAGAACAUUAAAAGAACACACGUUCAUACACUCAGGAGAGAAGCCACUUUGUUGUACUGACUGUGGUAAGCAUUUCAGUCACUCUCGAAGUUUAAUACGGCAUCGACAAAUUCAUACUGGAGAGAAACCACACACUUGCUUUGACUGUGGAAAAUGUUUCAGACAGUUAAGUCACUUAAAAAGACAUCAGCUUGUUCACACAGGAGAGAGACAGCACUCUUGCUCUCAAUGCGGGAAGAAUUUCAGUCGAUUGGAACAUUUAAGAACACAUCAGAGAAUGCACACGGGAGAGAAACCAUACUCAUGCUCUGAAUGCAAUAAGAGUUUUAGUCAUUUGGGAAGCUUAAAACUACAUCAGCAAAUUCAUUCAGGAGAGAAACCACAUUCUUGUACUGAGUGUGGUAAGAGUUUCAGAGAGUUGGGGACAUUAAAACGGCAUCAGCAAAUUCACACUGGAGGGAAACAACACAACUGCAAUGUAUGUGCAAAAAGUUUUAGUCACUUGGGAGCCUUAAAAAUUCACCAGAGAACUCACACAGGGGAGGAACCAUACUCUUGCUCAGAUUGUGGAAAAAGCUUCUGUCAUUUAGGAAACUUGAAACAGCAUCAGCUAACUCACACAGAUGAAUCAUAUUCUUGCACAGUGUGUGGGAAGGUUUUCUUUCGUUUAGGGAACUUGAAACAACAUCAGUUGCUUCACACAGGUGAGAGACUGUACUCUUGCAAUGACUGUGGGAAGGGCUUUACGCACUUGGGAAACUUACACACUCAUCAGAGAAUCCACAAAGCGGGAAAGACCUACAUUUGCUCCGAAUGUGGACAGCGGUUUUAUCAGUUAGGAAGCUAUAAAAAACAUCAGCGAGUUCACGCAGUUGAGAAAGUGUACACCUGCAUUAUAUGUGGCGAUAAUUUUGGUAACUGGGGACACUUUAAACAGCAUGAGCAAAUUCAUACCAGGGAGACUAUACUAUUGCCAUAAUGUUUUUACAAUUCCACAUGUGCAUGAUGGAGAUGUAAAAUUCUAUUCACAACUUACGCUUGAUGAGCAUAUUCAUAACAAUUAAUUCAUUACAAUCAGAAAAGAUGAGGAAAUCCAUAAUAUAGAAGGAGAACACAAUUACAGAUGAGAUCUAUGGACAUUAUGGCUUAAAGAAAUUACCACAACACUUAAUGCUUUUCUCUCAUGUUCUGUACUUUGAUUUCACCAGUCCUCCUCAGGCAAAUGUCACAUAUGCCACAUAUCUGGAAGGUAAACCCACACUUCUUUGUUGGCCAACUGGGAGAAGAGAUGGGAAAAUUAGGCAUUUAACCUCAAUCGUAUAGUUUGAUUGGUCCAGAUGUUUUUUGUACUAAGAAGGGUAUUUUGAUGACCUACAGUGUUGUGAAAACGUACAACACUUUGAUAUCAGUCUUUCACAUCACUGUGGAGGAAUCUUAUCCCAUUUCUGAUUCUGCCACAGCAUCUGCAGAUUGUAAGAAACCACUGAAUUUGUAAAAUGUCCUGCAUUGCAAACUGAAACUCUGGGCCAAUGCAAAUAUAUGCAAUAAAACUUAAAUAAUGUAAAAUAAUAAUAAUAAUUAAUAAAAGAAAUCCGGAAUGUGACUUUGUAUUGCAAUACUGGCAUUUAGCAGAAGAUUCACUUUGCUAUCCAGUUUGCUUUUUUGGUUUAUUUGUAUAAAUAAAUCAGUGUAUAUACUGAAGUAAUUCAAGUUGUAUAUCUUGCUCAAGAGCAAAAUGCUGAUACCCUACCUGGGAAUCACCUGCAGCUUUCCUGUUACAAGCCUAGUUCCUUAGCCAGCAUACUACACUGCCACCCUGAUUUCACAUAUUGUAGCGCUUAUAUUGAUAAAAUAGGAGAAAACUAUUUAAUCAGCACUUUUUUGUUGCUAGUUUUGUCAAUAGCUAGUCUGUCAAUCCUUCAACAAUGUUUUUAUGUCAUCUGCUCAAUUAUAUACAGGGUGCAAUUAUAUGUGAGCAAAAACCUUGGCACCCCUGGUUUAUAUGUCUGUUACAAUGAAUCUGUAUGUGAUCGAUAGCAAACCUGAACUGUAAACGGUACAGAUUUAACUAUGAGACCUUUAUGCAAAUUAUAUGGAAAGAUUGAUUUGAAAGUUCUUGUAAGUUUGCUUUUAUCAAAUUUAACAUGCUUCUUAUGUUGUCUAGUGCUGUCAGUUGUGCAUUAGCUAGGUAAUGCAAUUUGCCAUAAUGGCAAACCGAGAACCAUUGAGAAUCAUUCACAGGUCUGAAGUAAAAACAACUGUUCCAGUUUUUACUCUGUGAACUUAUCCAGCCUACUCAGUAACCCUGCUUCAUGAUAUACUCUCUGAUGCAAAACCAACUAGACAGUUGGCUUGCUGAACUUGUACUCCACUGCCUCUAUAGCCUAGUUGUAGCCUAUAAAUCAUAACAAAGCUUUCUUCAUUCCGUUGAACGCAAUGGUGUAUAAAGCACUACAGUCAACAUGUAUGUUGUGUAACAUUUGUAACAGCAAAGUUAUACAAGAAACUGCUCUUAUCAAACUUUCCUGAAACCCCAAAUAGUUGUGACUAGUCAACAAGAUGGCUAUCAAUUGUAGCUUAAUUUAUUAGCUAGCUGGCCCUACACUUAACGUGUCCCGUUAGCCUAUGCACACAUAUACUAUCAUGUACAGUGGGCUCCAGAAUUAUUCGGCACCCUUGAUAAAUAUUCACAAAAAGGUGCUGUAAAAGUUAUUGAUUUAAGCUUUAUUUUCCAACAUGCGUGAAGUAGUGUGCUUUAUUAAUGAUUUAAUGGAAUCGACCAAAGUUUUACAUUUUUUAAAUAAAAAAAUAUUUCCCGAAAAAACAGGUUACACAAUUAUUGCCCCCCCGGCUUUAAUACUUUGUGCAAACACCCUUGGCAAAGAUGACAGCCAUGUGCAGAACUUCAAAAUCAUUCAUAUCCCGAUACCCCCCUCUUCAGUUCAGACCACAGGAAUUUAAGUCUGGAUGUACUGUACUUUUUUUUUGUUGUAAAACGUCAAACCUUUUUGGUAAAAUCAAAAAAAAAGUUGCUGAUGCUUAACAGUCUCAGUGUGCGCAUUGAAAAUGCUACAAUUUCAUUACGCAGGCAAAAAAAUGUGUUUUAUGCAAGCAAAUACGGAUCUAAGUGGUGUUGCUAAAUCAUCUUGAAAUAGGUUCUACAGAUAGAACCGUGAGUUUUAACGCUUUCAAAUGGUAUAUCCUGUUACCAUAAUGACUGAAAAUGGCACUGGACAUAAGGGGUUAAACACAUGGGAUUGUUAUUGUCUAAAUUACAGCCCAUCUUUCAGAAAAAAUAAAUCCCAAAUAAGAAACCCUACCCCAGUGGACACUACUCACAAAUGUGAGAGAAGAUACUCGUGCUCAAAGGUUUAAAAUAUCAUUUAAAUAUAAUACUGCCCUCUGGUGGUUGUCCACACAAUUGUUUUUAAUUGUACAAUUACAACAUGCAUGGGGAAAUGUUUGUGAUAUGGCUUCAGAGCAGUGGUUCUGCCUUGGCCUGGGGGACCACUGUGUGUGCUGGUUUUCAUUGAGCGUGUUGACUUUGAUUCCCUUAUGGCAUGCAUAGCAAUUUCAGCCAUAGUGAUGCUUCAGAUGAUAAAUAUUUCCUCCUAAACAUGAUUUGCUCAACAUCCAUCGAGCACUGACAGUAUUUUACAAAAGUUAACAGCUUGGUAAAAUUCUGAGAUUGCGAUUGUGGUUGGAAUGCACAACCAUUGGGAACCACUGCUUUAGAUUGAGGGUGUCCAAUCUUAUCUGAAAAAUGACCUUUUCUUUUAGCCUGGCACCAAGACACCUGAUUCAACUUCUUCAUUGGAGACCAUGAUAAGCUGAAUCCUAGUGCUUUGCUCAAACAAAAACCUGCAAUAGCAUUAGUCCUUUUCUGGAUAAGAUUUGACAUCCCAGCUUCAGAGCAACCACUAAACAACCACUUUUUUGGGAUUAUAAAAAGAAAAUGUCAUUGCACGUUUUCUAGACCGAAACAGGACAUUCAUAUGAUGUUUGACCAAACCUUUGUACAUAAUUUCAUUUGUUAUAGAUUCAAUAAUAAACUGCCGAAAAAAGCACAAAAUGUUCAUUACUAUGGAGAUCACAAACAGGCAACUAUUGUUGAAAGUUUACAUGAUAUAGGCACCCCGAUGAAGACAUACUGGUGAAUCUCAAAUACUAAACGCUUUUAAUCGCACGAGUGCCUGCAAGAGUGCGAUUCUCAUUUUUCACUUAUGAUUAUCGGACUGUAAUUCAGCCACUGUUUUUGGGUGUGCGUCCUUUUUAGUUUACAUGGUAUGAACAGUGUGAUUGGUACUAAUGGCCUAAUGGAUCAUUACGCAUGUGAUCCCUUUGAUAGCCUUCCACAAAGUGUCUGAUCUGUGUAAUAGAUUAGCUCCAUUGAACCAUUGAAUUGUAUGUAUCAGGCCUGCUGUAGAGUCGCAUCACUGUGCAGUGGAGGUCUGUCAGUCUAAAGUAGGACAGUGUUUCUGCCAUGUGGCAUCUCUGCCAUUUCUGGAAAUAAAAUGGGUCACGUGCCUGUCUGUGCAGCACUCACAUCUCGCUUCUAAUGCAGUGCAGGCCAUCGCAUUGCCAAGGGGGAUUGCAUCCAAGGAGCAGAGAGAGUAGAGAGAGAUGAAGGCUUUCUGACAUGCCACACUGUAGCAAAUUCAGUAAAUUAGUGUUUUCAUGUGUUGUGCAACCAAAAUAACGGUAAAAAAAAUGUAAUGACUGUUUCUUCUCACACCUAAUUAACAUCACACCUGCGUCACCCACUGUAAACCUGCACCUGUCUCUCAUGACUGCAAACUCACCUUCACUCCUGUUGUUCAACACUUGUUUUUGUUGUUUUUCUUAUUUUUUAGCAAGCGGACGGUUGACUCUGUUUAAAAAUUUCAGUACUUCCUGUUAUCUACUUUAUAACUCAAUUGACCUGUUUAACGCAUGACCUGUAAGUUAGUUUUAAAUGUGUGUUUUAGAUCAGUAUAUGGAAAACAUUGCUGUUUCCAUGGCAAUUGUUCAGGUUUUUUCAUCGCCAAGCAGGACACUGAGAGAAUGAGCCAUGAAUACAAAAUGUAGAAAAUAGGAAAGAUACACACAAGUUAGGCAUGUUUUUCCAGGUUUACCUCACAGCAAUCAUGUUACAGAUAUGCAGAUAUGUCGAUUAGUAUGUUACUAAAUGAAAUGGACAGAAAACAUUUAUUUUUAUCUGAUUAUGGCCCCUUUUAUUCAUAGUGACAUAUUAGACAUACUGUAUACAUGAUUUCAAUAUAAAAUUAAAUUGUGAAAUCCCUUAUACACUCCAGUCCGUAGGUAUUUGGACAGAUUCUGUGCUUUCAGCUCUAGUCCAGCACAUUGCAAUCGAAAUGAAACAAUAUGAGGUUAACGUGCAGACUGUCACCUUCACCUUGAGGGUUUUUACACCUAUAUUGGGUGAUUUGUGUAGGAAUCCCUUUUUAUACAUCAUCUCCCCAUUUUAGGCGACCAAAGGUAAUUGGACAGUUGGCUUCUCAUCUGUUUCUGAUUAGUCGGGUGUAUUCAAUCGCUUCCUUAGUACAAGCAUUAGAAAGCUCUUCUCUUAUUGGUAUUUGUCAAAAUGAUAUAAAUUAUAGUUGUGCUAAUGGCAGUCAAGGAAGCCAUUAUGAGUCUAAAAAAAACAGCCAGACACAUAGGCCAAACAAGAGCUUACCAAAAUAAACUGGAACAUCAUUAAUAAGAAAGAGAACACUGGUGUAUGUAAGGGAUCACUGGCUUGCUGUGGGAUGAAGCACCAAUGGCAGUUUCUUUUAGCCUCCACACUUUACUCUUACAUCACUCUGCUACAAGUCAAUCUUGGUCUCAUCUGUCCAUACCUUUUUGCAGAACUGUGUUUGGUACUCCUUGCAGACUGUAACCUGGCCAUCCUGUAUUUGCUAGUGGUUUACCUUUUUUAGUGUAGCCUCUGUAGAUCUGUUUGUCGUCUGUGGAGAAUAGUCACUGACACAUCCAUGGUUUUUUAUUCAUUAUGGUGUUCAGUCAUCAGCUGUAGAGGUCUUCCUUGGUGUACCAGCCCCAUUGUAAUUGCUAAGCUCACCAGUGCUCUCUUUCUUCUUAAUGAUGUUUCAAUCAGUUUAUUUUGGUAAGCCUGUUGUUUAGCAAAUGUCUCUGACUGUUUUUUUUUCUUAUUUCUCACACUCGUAAUGGCUUCCUUGAAUGUUAUUGGCUGAACUCUGGUCCUUAUGUUGACAAAUGCAAAUAACAGACUCCAAAGGCAAUCAAAAGCCUAGAAUACUGAAAGCUUUCUUAUACCUGCAAUUGAAUACACCAGACUAAUCAGAAACAGCUGAACAGAGAAGCCAACUGUCCAGUUACUUUUGCACUUUAACCUCAUAUUCAUUGUUUCAUUUCAAAUCCAGUGUGCUGGAGUACAGAUUUCGCAAAUAUUUACAGAAUGCACUGUAUGUAAAAAAACCAGUGAACUAAUGUGAGAAUUAUUUAAUCCCAUUCUAGCUAUACAGAAUAAUGUAUUUCAUAUUUUCUGUAUACUCACUAUGUUUCUUCAUGUUUAUUUUUAUUUUUUAAAUUUUUUUGACAAAUUUGCAUAUAUUAAAAUAUGUUUUGUACAUGUUGUUAUGGGCACAUGCACGGGAGCCAUACAGCCGGUGCUGAUCUGCUGUUGACACCUCCUCCCAUUACUCCCACUGUAGAGUAACACGAUUAAUUUGUUAAUGCGCUGUGAGUUUUAGAUUAACAGAUAGCUGCAAAUGUGGUGUGAGUUUUAGAGAGAGAGCGACGUAAGCUGUUAAUGUGGUGCGAGUUCUCACUGCAAACUGUGAAGGUUGAUCAGUGAUGUUUCACAGCACAUAGCUUUUGAACGUAUUUUUCAACUGUCAAUUUGUGAAUUUACUUUUGUUGUUCAUUCUUUUUAAAGUAUGUCUAUGGGAACUAUAAAAUUAAUAAACAACAUGUUAUAUGUA
This is a messenger RNA of Conger conger (European conger), 7874 nucleotides long. RefSeq names its product zinc finger protein OZF-like. The transcript is spliced from 2 exons. The coding region runs from base 317 to 1909 and encodes 530 amino acids. The record is from RefSeq and is a predicted model, not a curated record. Gene Ontology annotation, molecular function: DNA-binding transcription repressor activity, RNA polymerase II-specific. Lineage: Eukaryota; Metazoa; Chordata; Actinopteri; Anguilliformes; Congridae. Gene Ontology annotation, biological process: negative regulation of transcription by RNA polymerase II.